UACCUUCAUGCAUGGCCCAUAAAGGAUUCGUCGACUAUCCGAGAAGUACGCAAGAAACGGCAUCUAACACCUGACAAGCCGUGAUCUCCCAUUCUCCCGCGCCUUACAGCCCAAUUCCUGCGGGUUUUUAUUGACAGCUGUGGACGGAUCCUUUAACUGUUGUUGACGUUCUCGUGCAUUUAAAUAUUUAUCAUUAAUAACAACACAACAAAUAAUUUGUUUUAUGUGACCGUAAUUGUGCCCAGUGUUUUGUUUAGUAAGAUUACGUCCAAGAAGAGGACGCAUUUGCAAAAGUGAUUUAGUAGAAGAACAGGGUGUGAUUAUUUCUAGUCUGUUUUUAGGCCUAAUAUUGAGUAACUUUCGUAAACGCGUUUGUUUGAAACUUGGUCUAAAAGCUGUUACUGUUUUAGCAUGAUGUGUUAUGUGCCCUGUUGCAUAAGUGCUAAUAAAAGUGAGGAUAAAGUACCGAUAAAGAGAGUUUGAGCGGGGAAGGGUGUGCGGCUUUACCAGGAGAAGGGGGAUCUCAGCAAACGCACGAAAACAUAUCGCAGAUUGAAAAAAAGGACACGUUUUGUGAAUUUUGAUCAAAAAGUGAUACAAAAUAAGCAUUUUUAAUGAAAUUAGUAUGCUUUGAGUUGGAAUAAAAAGUUAUUGCCAUUUUGCAAGUUAGGAUGAUGGGUUCAGAUAAUGCCCAGGGCAGAUGUUGACUGCCCUGCAUCGGGUGCUGGAUUCGCUUGCGCAGCGAUGAGUUCUAAGUUCAUAAUCGAUAGUAUGCUACCUAAGUAUCACCAGCAAUUUCAUCAUCAACAGUUAUUUGCGACUUCUAAUUCGAAUUCCCUUCAAACUUGCUCAGGUGGUUCAUCUACCGCGAGCUUAGAGUCGAGCCUAUCGGCAGCAGCCGCAGCUGCUGUCAAUUACGCACAUCACAGUUCACCUUCACCAACAGGCUCUAGUCCACAGCAUUCAGGAAGUUCUGCCUCGACAUCCCCGGCGGCAAGAACUGCAUCUAGUAUGUACCCUUACGUAUCCGCAGCAGCGGUCCAUCAUCAUCAUCAGCAGCAACAAGCAGUUGCAGCAGCAGCUUUUGGUGCAACCUCCUCUAUGGUCCCUGGAUUUGGUUCAUCCGUAGCUUCUAGCGCCGCAUUGGCAGCAGCUGCUGCUGUUGAUGCUGCUAAUGGCGACAAAUCAUGUCGAUACACAGCCAGUCUCACAGGGAACGUUGCGCCCAGUUCUACAGAUCCUAUAGUCAAUUACAACCUAAGCCAUCAUCAUCAGAAUGGUGCGACUUCCAGUGGUCUCGUUUCAUCAUCACCUUCUUCAUCGGCAGUAUCCGCGGCUUCAGCUUCCAUGGCAGCAGCGGCCCAAUUCUACCAUCAAGCCGCCGCUGCGUCCGUGGUCGAUCCACUGACAUCUUGCCAGCAACCCACUCCUGGACAACCGGGAAUACCUGACAUUCCUAGAUAUCCUUGGAUGUCUAUCACAGAUUGGAUGAGUCCAUUCGAUCGGGUCGUGUGUGCCGAAAAUUUCCUUCCAGGUCCGAAUGGAUGUCCAAGACGUAGAGGUCGACAGACGUACACACGAUUUCAGACUCUCGAGUUGGAGAAAGAGUUUCACUUUAACCACUACCUUACGAGACGACGGCGAAUAGAAAUAGCUCAUGCCCUUUGUCUUACAGAACGACAAAUAAAAAUUUGGUUUCAGAACAGGCGGAUGAAGCUGAAAAAGGAGCUCAGAGCGGUGAAGGAAAUCAACGAGCAGGCAAGACGAGAACGGGAAGAGCAAGAUAUGAUGAAAAAACAACAGGCCGAAAAACAAGCAAAAAUGCAAGAGCAGCAAAACGCUCUGCAGCACCAGCAGCAUCAUGUGAGUGGGUUAGAUAAGACGCAGAACGAUCUCCUCAAGGGUGUAAGCAAAGUACCGACAUAGGUAGUAGAGUAAAUGUGAGUCAAUAUUUGUUGUCAUUGAUCCCAUAAGACAACGAAAGCUGUAAAUUAAAGACACGCGUCCAUGCGCUACCACUGGGAUUAAACUUCCCACGAAAACGUACUUACCUGGUUCUCCAGGACGAGGGUAAGCCUCGAUCAGCCACUCGGCGACUGUUUGACUGAUUUGUAGAAUGUAUUUUUAAAAAAUAGAACAAAACUAAAAAAACGCAACUAAAACUCUAAACAACGAUCAAUAAAAUAAUAACUGACUUCAAAAGAAUGAACUAGAGACAGAGAAAGAGAGUGGAAAAUACGAUACUUGUUAGUGCAACUUUAAAUUUUUCGUGCCACUGUGUAAAAAUAACUGAAUCCGUCACGUUCCACGGUAAGAAUUGCAAAUAAAAAAGCCCAUGGUUAAAACUUAUGAACCCGCACCUAUCGGACGCUGGUAGUGUUUUCAGUGAUAGAUGUCACGUGAUCAAAUUACGUUUAAUGAUGAAUGUAACUAGUAUAUAGUGUAGUUACUACAUAAAUUUAUUGAUUACAUUGACUACCGACAAAGCAGUUCAAUGGUCGAUCUCAUGCCGCAUAAAAUAUACGGAUCUGAGAGCCGGUCGUCAAACGACCGUUUAGUUGAUUUUUAGUAGGGGUCUGUAUCAUCGACUGCUGUUGGUUUAUUUUAUAUAUACGUGUAUGUAUGUGUACAUAUGUGUAAAACUUUCAUGUGCAUAAAAUAAACGAUGCCAAGAAAGAAGCAGAUAAUACCAGCAUGAAUCUUUAGAAGGACAGUCGGUAUCGAUUACGCGCAAGUUCUCUGGGUACACAUAAAUGCCAGCUUCAAGGUGGGCUGGUUCUUUGAUAUCCGGUGAAUUGACGAUCAUAUCCUCGAGACUAUCACCUAUACUAUUUAUACAGAAAUACUUACAGAUUACUUAGACACGUGACAUGGAGCCAGUGAACGACUUUCUGGAACUGAAAACUAGGAUACUAUUGAAAGUUAUCAUUGAAAAAUAAAUGUCGAAAAUCCCGGGUAAAAAUAUUUGGCUGAAAAGUCGAAAUUUUGAUAAAACCAUACCAAAACCGUAUAAUUUUAUUAAAAGAGACCGAAAUUUCACUGAAAAUAUCGAAAUUUGGCCGAAAACACCCGAAAUUUCAUUAUUCUUAGAAAAACAACCCGAAAAGUCUAAAUUUUACCGAAAUCGUAGCGAAACCAUAGAAUUCUAUUCAAAGAAACCGGAAUCUCGCUGAAAAUGUAGAACUUUAAUGAAAAGGUUGAAAUUUGGUCGAUAACACCUGAAAUGUUCUUAUUCUUAAAAAACAACCCGAAAAUUGGCCGAUCAAUUGAGUCGGCCACUUUUCGAUUUUUUUCAGAUCUAACUAUCGGCCAUUUUUCAUCCUGGCCAGUUUUCAGACUUGCGUUCACAACCUGGGCCACUUUUCGGUCGAAAAAAAAUUUUAUUGUUAUUUUGGCUUGAAAUUUUUUUACCCGGGAUUCAAAAACGCAUUGUCGAUAAUACUGAUAUUAAACGUCCUCUCAUUAUAUUUUUUAUUUUUUGAAAUUUUUUUGUCUGUUGCAAUUAGAAAAUUUAUAUUGUUUAUUAUUUUAUUUUUUUUUUUUUGAUGUUGACUAAAGAAAAUAAUUUUUUCCCAUACUAUGUUAUUACUAUGAUAUUAAAUAAUUUAUGUUCAAGUUUUUGUUAUACUGUUGGUAGCCAGAUACUUACGUCAAAGCUUUUCUAAUUAUAAUUUAAAUAUUAUUGUUAUUACGAUUUGACAUUGAAUUUCGGAAAUUAUUUUUAAAAAUUGUGAUUAUUUUAAUCAGUUCACAAAAUAAAUACUUGACGUGCUUCGGUCAAGCUGAUUAAUUUUAUUGCUUGUAUUUUGUUAUGUUGUAAAAUUUAUAUCUAUUUUUAAAUUUAAAGUUUGUUGAUUUGGUUUUUUUUCAUUGAAUUGUGUUAUGAGAUGAGAAAAAAAUUUCUUGAAGCAAGAAAAAAAAUUCUUGAGACAAGAAAAGAAUUUCUUGAGACAAGAAAAGAAUUUUCUUGUGGUGAGAAAAGAAUUUUCUUGAGACGAGAACCGAAGUUUCUUGAGACAGGAAAAAAGUUUUCUUGAGACAUGAAAAAAUUUUCUUGAGGCAAGAAAUAAAUUUUCGUGAGUCAAAAAAUUUUUUCUAAAUUUUUUUUUUAUUAAUUUAUAAUGAAAAAUAUUUCUUGUACCAAGAAAUCUAUUUUUUCUGUGUAUCUGUAACACAAAACAUGUUUGUUGAUUUUGAAUAACUAUUGGUUUACAAUUGAUAUUAUAGCAGCUUUAAUAGUUUCGUAUUUCAAUAUCAGUUUAUCAUCUACCAAAUUAUUAAAAAAAAUAACUGCAUGAUAAAAUGUGCUCUUAUCUAAGAAUUUGAUACACCAACAAUGAGAUAGAGUACAUCUCCUGAAUGAGUAUUAUACUCUUAGUACAUUAAAUACGUAAUUUGGUGUCAGGGUAGACUUUUCCAUAGUCAUAGAAAGCCAGUUAAUUAUACUACUUAUUAAGUACAUAUAAAUUAAAAAUUCAAAAAAGUUAAUUGAUGUCAAAAAUUUUCGAAUUUAGUAAUAAAAGCAUUUAUUUUUUUGGUAUUCUUGAUGUGGUCA
Molecule: messenger RNA, 4555 nt
Organism: Microplitis demolitor
Lineage: Eukaryota; Metazoa; Arthropoda; Insecta; Hymenoptera; Braconidae
Product: homeobox protein abdominal-A homolog
Exons: 3
Coding region: 688-1926 (412 amino acids)
Biological process (GO): anterior/posterior pattern specification; negative regulation of transcription by RNA polymerase II
Cellular component (GO): nucleus
Molecular function (GO): DNA-binding transcription factor activity, RNA polymerase II-specific; RNA polymerase II cis-regulatory region sequence-specific DNA binding
Source: RefSeq, a predicted model, not a curated record